Danio rerio (zebrafish) is the source of this 928-nucleotide messenger RNA. It is a transcript of the gene pfn1, whose product is annotated as profilin 1. Gene Ontology annotation, biological process: actin cytoskeleton organization. The record is from RefSeq and is marked validated. Gene Ontology annotation, cellular component: cytoskeleton. Lineage: Eukaryota; Metazoa; Chordata; Actinopteri; Cypriniformes; Danionidae. Gene Ontology annotation, molecular function: actin binding.
GGCAGGGCGCGCGCCUCUGCCGCUGCUUAUAAACUCAGACGGACUUCCUUAAACUCACUUUGCAUCGGAGCAGAGACGCACUCAGAUCGACAUCAGCAGUCAUGAGCUGGGACAGCUACAUCAGCAGCCUGACCCAGAGCGAGUGGGUGGAUGAUGCGGUCAUCCUCGGUGCAACACCGGGUCAGGAGUCCAUUUGGGCGUCAGCACCGGGAGGCUGGCUCUCGGGCGUAACGGCAGCAGAGGUUAAGGCAAUCCUCAACACAGACCGCGGGAAACUGUUUUGCAAUGGUGUGACUUUGGCCGGCAAGCGCUGCACUGUGGUGAGAGACGCUCUGUUUGUGGACGGUCAAUUCACGAUGGACGUCAAGAUGAAGACCUCCGAGAAAGAGCCCGACCCUUUCUCAUUGACCAUCGGCAAAUCUAUAAGCGCAUUAAUCAUUGCUAAAGGAGUAAAAGAUGCUCACGGAGGCAAAGUCAACCCACCCGUUUUCGACAUGGCUCUUUACCUCAGGAAGAUGAACAUGUGAACAGGCCCCCCCACCCAUCCGCUGACUCCGCCCACUGCACUGUUGGUCCAGCCGUUUCCAGCAUCCCGUUCUCCACACCAGAACAACCGAUCGAUCUGAGAUGCAGAAAACAAACAUGAGCUUGAGAAGCUCCACCUUCAUUACCUUUGUUUCAACAUUCCAGGAGUCUGAGAUCCUAACAGUGGAACACAAACUCUAGUUAAUAUCAAACUCAUUUCUUGGUUUUUGUAAUGAAUUAAAUUGAUUGAUUUUACGGUACUAUAGUAUUUUGGACAGGUGGAGCCUCAAGUCAAAAGGUUUUAGCAUUUGUUUGUUUAAUUGUCUAUGUGAAAUCCUACUGAACAAAGCCAAGAGUUGUGACUGCUAGAUGCCAAAUAAAGAGAUUAAUUUCUAUGGAGAAG